AUGACAGGAGCUCGACUCACAACUCUCAUGCUCUGCCUCAUCGCUGGAGGACUUGUCUUAAGCGCAUCCCGCUUCAGGUCAUCCUCAUACCAGGACCUCAUCGCUCCCGACCUCAUCGACCUCGUCAACCAGGAGCAGACCAAGCUCUCCCUCAACCCCGAGGGGUACAACUACUGCCAAGCACCCCCGCCAACCCUCGAAACAUACCCUGCCCCAAAGGUUAAAGGAGCAACACUACUUCAUUCCCAACUCUUCAUUCGUCAUGGCGAUCGUGCCCCUAUUUCGGCCCUCCCUCUGGAUCUAGACUUGACUUGGGAAUGCUCCAACUCGAGCGCAUACUCGUUUACAGGGCCAGGAUUGGACAGCACCGAAAAGUCGCCCUACCAUUAUGCCCAUGUGGUUGCUCACCAGGUCGUGACCAUCCCCGCCGGAUCUCCUUUUGCAUCAAGUCUCAUGUGGAAGGGCAGCUGUGCACCAGGCCAGUUGACACCAGUGGGAGCAUUGCAGCAUCGCAAGCUGGGCGCAGCACUCCGACAGAUCUAUGUCGACAAACUCAACUUUCUCCCUGAGACUUACGACCCCACCGCCGUGCAUAUUCGCAGCACAGACGUGUGGCGAACAAAGCAAAGUGCUGAGAACCUUAUGGCAGGACUCUAUGGUGUCCAGGGAAAGUCCGCAUCUUCAGCGCCCCCAGUUCUUCAAAUCCACACCUUGCCUACAGAGGUCGAUUACCUGACCCUCAACACCGGGGCAUGUCCACGCAUCUCGCAACUGCGCGCCCACAUUGAAAAGUCGUCAGAGGUGCUCAAGCGGCUGAAGGAUGAUAACGAAGACUUUUCCAAGCAGCUGACAAGGAUCUUGGGCGCAGAGAAGCCUUGGUCAGGAUUCAUGGACACUAUUCUUCCCAGGAUUUGCCACAACAAGCCUUUGCAGUGCCGAAAGGAUGCCAAUGUGGGAAGCGAGAACAAUUGCAUCACUGAGUCCAUUGCCAACCGUAUUCUCGACAAUGUUGCCAUUCAGACGACAGAGAUGUAUCGAGAUGCUCAAGGCGUUUUCGACGUGUUAAGAUUGGGAAUGGGACCCCUGUCGAGCGACAUCAAGGAGAAUCUUCUGGCUGCCAAGGCCCACGGCAAGGUCCGUCUCAGCUUUUAUUCUGGACAUGACACGACUGUCUUGCCUUUGCUCGGACUUUUUGAUGCCGAAGAUAUGAGGUGGCCACCUUAUGCCUCCCACAUCCUUGUCGAGCUGUGGAAGACCCUUCAUGGAGAGUACUUUGUUCGUGUCCUUUAUAACCAGGUAGUGUUGGCCACCAAGUCCAACUGGUGUGACUUGGAGUGGUGUCCAAUGGAUAUCUUUGUGGCGCACUUGGACCGCUUCAUAUCCAAGGAUUUGAUGACUGAAUGUCAGAGGCAGUUGGCAUGGACAUGUGAGCAAAACCUCAUAGACGAGAUCACGACCAUGUUUGGACCCCACCUUGUCGAGAUUGCGAUGAAGCAGGAUACUGUCCGUCUGUCGUCGGAUUCAUCCCGUGGGCAGCAUCGUUCACAAGGACAAAUAAUGGACUCGUCCAACAGUAUGUCGUCUCCUUCGACCACCUCUGAGUCUGCUUGUGUGGCGACGAUGCUGGUGUCAGGACUUGAGCCGAGAGCGGUAAAUUUGAGUCAUGCGAAUGGCGUCUUUUCGGCCGUUCGCCUUACUUGGUUGCAGGAGCUCAGGAUUGUUUACCGGUGCUGUGGUGCGUUAUCGUCAGGAGUAGGAGUAGGAGGAAGGAUGAGAAAGCAGGCUUGUUUUCUGGAUGCGGCGGUUUUUUCUUCGUCGGUAUCACUGUGGUCGAGGUCUGGUGUGGGUUUUCAGGAAAAGGAGGAGGAGGAAAACGAUGAAGUGGCUGUGGUUGAUUUGUCGUAUUGUGAGACGUUGGAAAAGCUGUGGAUCGAGGAUCUGGACAAGGACGGGCGACCACAUCGCUUGCAGUCAUGGAAAACUUCUGUCAAGGACCUCUUUACCACUACCGAGACUGGUGGCGAUAUUGACAGACAGGAUAAUGAGACAAGAAACCUGGUACCCUUUGCACGGAAUCAAGGACUCGUCUUACCGGGGCGCCUCAAAUCCCUGAGCAUGGUAGGCCUAUCCGCAAGCAAGUUCAAUUUCGGAUGGCUGCAGUCGACUCCGAGACUGGAGACACUCAACAUCCACGGAAUGAGGAUGCGAAUUGUCUCGCAGCAACUACCCCCACCAACAACGUCGCCGUUGUGGGACAUUGAGGGAGUCUUCCUCCCACAGUUGAAGCAUUUAUCGAUCCACUAUGCCCCAGCGCGUCAGUUUCGGUUCGAGCUGCUGAAGCAUUGUCCGCGGCUGGUGUUCUUGGAUGUUCGAGAUCUGUGUCCCGGAAUUGUUCGUGAGGCGCUAGUGCACCCGGGAGGAGAACUAGGAACAGCGUCUGCGUCAAGAGCUGGUCAUGGUGGUGGUAGUAAAGAGGAAAGCGGAGGGGAAGAGUCCAUUUUUGCCACCAAAAUUUCGACGUGCAGAUUUGAGUUUCUCCACCCCAACCACAUCCACCACCUCCAAGGAGGAGAGAUGGUCAAGUUGCUGGAGUGGUACCUCCCUCGAUUGAGACACCUUCACUUAGACGGUGUUCCCGCGAAACUGACGAUCGCCAUCACGACUGGUCCACCCGCGCUUCGGAAACAACAACGCUACCAUCGACAACAACCACGAUCAAUUGAGAGACUCGAGAUCACGCCAGCUGCCGCCGCUGCUUCUGAGAGUGAGACGACUGAGGAUGCUAUUACUAGGGUUGCAGAGCUGCCAUGGCUGGAACGUGUGCUGACUCGCGAGAAGGUGACAGCACAAGAAGUCCUGGAGUACCGAUUGGUGCCAUUUAGGAUCGACGAUGUCAAGGGCGAGCAGGGGGAUAGGAUGGUGGAGCGACUUGGGAUGGAGACACACGCAUUGCAGUAUACCAUUGGCGCCAAGACCUGGCAGCGAAGCUUUCCUUGA
Molecule: messenger RNA, 2997 nt
Organism: Linnemannia hyalina
Lineage: Eukaryota; Fungi; Mortierellomycota; Mortierellomycetes; Mortierellales; Mortierellaceae
Source: the annotation of a GenBank genome assembly